This is a messenger RNA of Camelus dromedarius (Arabian camel), 1340 nucleotides long. RefSeq names its product nuclear factor I X (gene NFIX). The record is from RefSeq and is a predicted model, not a curated record. Gene Ontology annotation, cellular component: nucleus. NCBI's taxonomy places the organism in Eukaryota, Metazoa, Chordata, Mammalia, Artiodactyla, Camelidae. Gene Ontology annotation, biological process: regulation of transcription by RNA polymerase II. Gene Ontology annotation, molecular function: DNA-binding transcription factor activity, RNA polymerase II-specific; RNA polymerase II cis-regulatory region sequence-specific DNA binding.
CGGAGCCGGAGCCCGAGCGCGGCCGCCGCCUGCCGGGCCUCCCCUCGCCGCGGCCGGCCGCCGCGCUCCCGCCCGGGCGCCCAGCUAUGUACUCCCCGUACUGCCUCACCCAGGAUGAGUUCCACCCGUUCAUCGAGGCGCUGCUGCCUCACGUCCGCGCCUUCUCCUACACCUGGUUCAACCUGCAGGCGCGGAAGCGCAAGUACUUCAAGAAGCACGAGAAGCGGAUGUCGAAGGACGAGGAGCGGGCGGUGAAGGACGAGCUGCUGGGCGAGAAGCCUGAGAUCAAGCAGAAGUGGGCAUCCCGGCUGCUGGCCAAGCUGCGCAAAGACAUCCGGCCCGAGUUCCGAGAGGACUUUGUGCUGACCAUCACGGGCAAGAAGCCCCCCUGCUGCGUGCUCUCCAACCCCGACCAGAAGGGCAAGAUCCGGCGGAUUGACUGCCUUCGCCAGGCCGACAAGGUGUGGCGGCUGGACCUGGUCAUGGUGAUUUUGUUUAAGGGGAUCCCCCUGGAAAGUACUGAUGGGGAGCGGCUCUACAAGUCGCCCCAGUGCUCGAACCCCGGCCUGUGCGUCCAGCCACAUCACAUUGGAGUCACAAUCAAAGAACUGGAUCUUUAUCUGGCUUACUUUGUCCACACUCCGGAAUCCGGACAAUCAGAUAGUUCAAACCAGCAAGGAGAUGCGGACAUCAAACCACUGCCCAACGGGCACUUAAGUUUCCAGGACUGUUUUGUGACUUCCGGGGUCUGGAAUGUGACGGAGCUGGUGAGAGUAUCACAGACUCCUGUUGCGACAGCAUCAGGGCCCAACUUCUCGCUGGCAGACCUGGAGAGUCCCAGCUACUACAACAUAAACCAGGUGACCCUGGGGCGGCGGUCCAUCACCUCCCCUCCUUCCACCAGCACCACCAAGCGCCCCAAGUCCAUCGAUGACAGCGAGAUGGAGAGCCCUGUCGACGACGUCUUCUAUCCUGGCACAGGCCGCUCCCCAGCAGCUGGCAGCAGCCAGUCCAGCGGGUGGCCCAACGAUGUGGAUGCAGGCCCGGCUUCUCUAAAGAAGUCAGGAAAGCUGGACUUCUGCAGUGCCCUCUCCUCUCAGGGCAGCUCCCCGCGCAUGGCUUUCACUCACCACCCGCUGCCUGUGCUUGCUGGAGUCAGACCAGGGAGCCCACGGGCCACAGCGUCAGCGCUGCACUUCCCCUCCACAUCCAUCAUCCAGCAGUCGAGCCCGUACUUCACACACCCGACCAUCCGCUACCACCACCACCACGGGCAGGACUCGCUGAAGGAGUUUGUGCAGUUUGUGUGCUCGGAUGGCUCGGGCCAGGCCACCGGACAG